This is a messenger RNA of Eruca vesicaria subsp. sativa (arugula), 1305 nucleotides long. Lineage: Eukaryota; Viridiplantae; Streptophyta; Magnoliopsida; Brassicales; Brassicaceae. The record is from the annotation of a GenBank genome assembly.
AUGGCAGGAUAUGCAAUGACUUUUCAGUUAUCCAGUGCUGUGAAAUUUCGAAAGGAGAUCUCUUCCUUGAGGAUUUUUAAUCGAGACUUUGUGUUUGGAGAUUUUGUUAAGGCAAUGAAAGUACCUGUUUUGCGGAUUAAGGGUGUUUCAGGUAAGCAAAGGUCGAGGCUUUUGGUGGUUAACAUGUCUCAGUCUCCUGUUGAGCCGCAAUCUAGUGUUGUGGCUACUGAACAACCGAAAGUGGAAGAAAGGAAAGGAGACAAUGUGAGAAACUUGGGAACUGAUGAAGUGGAGAAAUUUGGAAGUGAUGGUGAUGCUGGAGAUGGGUUUAAUGGUGGUGAUGGUAAUGGUGGGUUUAAUAACGGUGGAAAAGGAGGAGGGGGAAAUGGAAAUGGAGGAGAAGAUGAUGAUGGCAAAGAAGAGUACGAAGAGAAGGAGUUCGGACCCAUUUUGAAGUUUGAAGAGGUUAUGAGAGAGACAGAAGCUAGAGGAGCCACACUUCCAUCUGAUAUGUUAGAGGCUGCUAAGACCUUUGGCAUCCGCAAGUUGCUUCUCCUUAGGUACUUGGAUUUGCAGAGCUCAGCUGGGCUGCUUGGGUUUGCUAUAAGAUCAUGGUCUAUGCUUCGCAACAGAAUGUUGGCUGAUCCAUCUUUCCUCUUCAAAAUAGGCACUGAGAUAGUCAUUGAUUCUUGUUGUGCCACUGUUGCUGAAGUUCAAAAGAGAGGCAAAGAUUUCUGGGCAGAGUUUGAGUUGUAUGUUGCUGAUCUUCUUGUUGGAGUUGUUGUUAACGUUGCUCUUGUUGGUAUGUUGGCCCCUUUUGUCCGUUUCGGUCAACCAUCAGCGUCAAGUGGCUUCUUAGGAGGCAUGCUCAAUGCUUAUAACGCGCUUCCAAGCAGCGUGUUUGAAGCUGAAAGACCAGGGUGUAGGUUUUCAGCUCAACAGAGACUCGCUACAUACUUCUACAAGGGUAUAAUGUAUGGUGCGGUUGGAUUUGGAUGUGGCAUUGUAGGCCAAGGCAUUGCUAAUCUGAUCAUGACUGCUAAACGAAGCAUAAACAAAUCAGAAGAAGACAUUCCAGUACCACCGCUCAUCAAGAGUGCAGCUCUCUGGGGUGUGUUCCUUAGUGUUUCAUCGAAUACACGUUAUCAGAUCAUUAAUGGUCUAGAGAGAGUGGUUGAAGCAUCUCCUUUCGCCAAGAAAGUGCCUCCUGUGGCUUUGGCCUUUACCGUUGGUGUAAGGUUUGCUAAUAACAUCUACGGUGGGAUGCAGUUCGUGGAUUGGGCAAGAUUGAGUGGUUGUCAGUGA